UAGAUACCCGCGUGCAUCAGUUGGGUUGAGCGUGGGGCGAGGAAAGGGUUAAAAAUGAAAUGCGACUGUGGCAUGCUGGGAGUGGCAGGCGAUAAUAAUAAGGCUGCUGGGAGUUGCAGUCUCCCCGGUGCCGGCCAAGAGGUUCCGUAUCGUAAAGGUUUCCGUCGGCCCCGGGCAUUUGCAGCCUGAGUUGAUGCAAUCCCAGAAUUUCUGCGCAGUUUUCUGGAGGAAUCGGCGGACUAAUAAGUUGAGAAGGACCCAAGCUGAGAUGAAACCUCCCCCAGGGAUUCCUCUUUACAGAACAUGGGUUGGUAAUUGCUAUGGCCGGCACCGCUCACUUUCUUUCCUUACAAAGAGAAUUCCUCCUCUGGCAGAACUCAAUACCUCUCAGCCUAGCAUCCUGCGGAACACAGUUACUUAUGUUCUGUUUAAUCACUGGUCAAGGAGAUAUCACCAGGCCUCAAGAACACUGUGGAACCAUGAAGCCCUGCAAAAAUAUCUGCAGACUUUGAGCCAAGAGUAUCAAAGGAUUAGUCAGCUAUUAGAUGAUUGUUCAGUGAGUGAACAUAGCCAAAAGGCUCUGGCUAAGAGACAUGCCAAACUGUCCCCACUGGCCAAGGCAUUUGCGGAAAUACAAGCGGCGGAAAAAGAGAUACAGGAUUUGGAGGUGCUGUGUGAAAAGUUGAACACCUCAGAAGAGAGUCAGCUGCUAGAACUUGCUCUAGAGGAAAAGGAAGCUGUUGACCGCAAGAUCAGCACUCUAUGUCAGCAGCUUAUCCAGAUCUUGAUACCAAGAGAAAAAUAUGACCACUGCCAGGCUGUAUUGGAAGUGACAUCUGGGAGGACAACUGGAGGUGACAUUUGCCAGCAGUUUACACAAGAGGUAUUUGAGAUGUACCAGGGCUAUGCUGAUUUCAAACACUGGACCUUUGAAAUCCUGAACUACACUCCAGCUGACUAUGGCGGGCUACACCAUGCAGCUGUCCGCAUUUCCGGAGACCACGUCUACCGGCAUUUGAAGUACGAAGGAGGUACACAUCGGGUGCAGCGAAUCCCUGAGACUGGUUUAUCUUCAAGGAUGCAGCGGAUCCACACAGGGACCAUGUCGGUAAUCGUUCUUCCCCAGACAGAAGAGGUAAAGAUCAAAGUAGAACCAAGAGAUCUGCGCAUAGAUACAUUUCGAGCCAGAGGAGCAGGAGGACAGCAUGUCAACACAACAGACAGUGCUGUGAGAAUUGUACAUAUUCCUACAGGGUUAACUGUCGAGUGCCAACAGGCACGAUCUCAGCUCCUGAAUAAAGAAACGGCCCUGCAGAUGCUGCAAGAGAAAUUGUACCGGCAGUCCAUCGAGAGAGAGCUGAACCAAAGGACCAGUUCGAGGAAGCUGCAGGGACCAGAGCCCAGUCGGAGAGAAUUCGCACAUAUAAUUUCAGCCAAGACAGAGUCACUGACCACAGGAUCUCCUAUGAAGCACGCAAUAUUAAGGAAUUCCUGUGUGGCAGGUGGCUGCUAGAUGAUCUUAUCAACAAACUACUGGAAGCAGCUGAGGUGGAAGCUGUGACUGAACACUUAGAACACAACUUUCAAUCACUACCCACAGAUGCCUGACUUCUAUUAAAUUCCCCCCAACGAUA
Messenger RNA from Sphaerodactylus townsendi, 1634 nucleotides. It is a transcript of the gene MTRF1, whose product is annotated as mitochondrial translation release factor 1. NCBI's taxonomy places the organism in Eukaryota, Metazoa, Chordata, Lepidosauria, Squamata, Sphaerodactylidae. The transcript has 10 exons. Bases 194 to 1513 code for a protein of 439 amino acids. The record is from RefSeq and is a predicted model, not a curated record. Gene Ontology annotation, biological process: translational termination. Gene Ontology annotation, molecular function: translation release factor activity.